CGUUGAACGAAGCCUUUUCAAAAUAAAGAUUUCGUGGUCAAUUUCAAUAUGCUAAAAAAAAAACUACUUUUUUUUGGUUUUAAUUGUCAUUUGUCCGAAAUUUGUGUAAACGAUUCUGAGAGUGUGGUCUAUGUCUGCUGAGACGCUCAGUUCCUCUUUUUUUUUUUUAUCAGCUCAGUGAAGAUUAACAGCACACUCCCAACUUCCUCGUCCAAGGGGUAGCAUUGAUGCGGUGCGGUUCAGUAGUCACAGCAUCACGCCUCAGUUCUAAUGGUAGCUUCUAGAACGAAAUGUGGACUAUUCUAGAUCAGGGGAACCUACUGGUAAAACGAGGAAAAUCUUUUUGACGGCUCGGUUUUAAGGCUGAGGUGGCAUCAAAGACCACCUACUGUACACCAGGACAGCGCCAUGGGCUGCGUGGGCUCCAAGAAGGACCAGGAGCGUCUGGGAAAAGGGAACAAUGAGGUGCAGACAAGUGCACAGACGACACACUAUGUCAAAGAUCCCACAGCAGGAAACUCCAAAGCUAACAAAAUGCCCCCCAGUGCACACAACACAACAGAUGGGGACAUCAUCGCUAUAGCGCUGUAUGACUACGAUGCCAUCCACGACGGAGACCUCGGCUUCAAGAAGGGUGACAAACUCCGGAUUUUGGAGGAAUCAGGGGAGUGGUGGAGAGCCAUGUCCAUCAGUACCGGUCAGGACGGCUUCAUCCCUAGUAAUUACGUAGCCAAAGAUACCCUGGAGGCGGAGGAGUGGUUCUUCAAGGGCAUCAGCAGGAGAGACGCUGAGAGACAGUUACUGGCCCCCGGGAACCGAGUCGGAUCCUUCAUGAUCCGAGACAGCGAGACCAAUAAGGGGAGCUUCUCUUUGUCAGUCAGAGAUAGUGACGGCCCAUCAGGUGAUACCGUCAAACACUAUAAAAUACGUAUGCUGGACAAUGGAGGAUUCUACAUCUCUCCACGCAUCACCUUCAGCACCCUGCAGGACCUGGUCAAACAUUACAAGAAGCAGGGUGAUGGUCUCUGCCAAACCCUAACCAACCCCUGUCUGAACCCCAAACCGGAGAAGCCCUGGGAGAAAGAUGCAUGGGAAAUCCAAAGGUCGUCACUGAAGCUGGAGAAGAGGCUCGGUGCUGGACAAUUUGGAGAAGUCUGGCUUGCUACGUACAACAAGCACACCAAGGUGGCAGUGAAGACCAUGAAACCAGGAAGCAUGUCAGUGGAGGGCUUCCUGGCCGAGGCCAAUCUGAUGAAGACUCUGCAACACGACAAGCUAGUCAGACUCAACGCUGUGGUCACGAAGGAGGAGCCUAUUUAUAUUAUCACUGAAUACAUGGAGAAAGGUAGUUUAUUAGACUUCCUCAAGAGCGAUGAAGGCGGUCGCGUCCCGCUUCCCAAGCUCAUUGACUUCUCUGCACAGAUCGCAGAGGGCAUGGCCUUCAUCGAGCAGAGGAACUACAUCCACCGAGACCUGAGGGCUGCCAACAUCUUGGUCAAUAAAGCUCUAGUGUGCAAAAUCGCCGACUUCGGCCUCGCCCGUAUCAUCGAAGACAACGAAUACACAGCUAGAGAAGGUGCGAGAUUUCCCAUCAAGUGGACAGCCCCUGAAGCCAUCAACUACGGAUGCUUCACUAUCAAGUCAGAUGUUUGGUCUUUUGGGAUUUUACUGACGGAGGUCAUCAGUUAUGGACGCACGCCAUACCCAGGGAUGACAAACCCAGAAGUGAUACGUUCCCUGGAGAAGGGCUACCGGAUGCAACGUCAGGACAGUUGCCCUAAAGAACUCUAUGAUAUCAUGCUGGAAUGCUGGAAGAACAAACCGGAUGACCGUCCCACCUUUGAUUACCUGCAAAGCGUCCUGGAGGAUUUCUACACUGCCACAGAGAGCCAGUAUCAGCAGCAACCAUGAGUCUCCACUAUGUAGUUUCAUAAUAUUUUUGUACAAAAAAAACACAAUAGUAUUUUCCUAAUGCUUACAUACACGCCUACGGAUGUCCUCUGUGUGUCCAUCUUUAUCUGAAUCUUGGAAUAGGUUUUGUCAAAAUACAUUUGACUAUAUUUUUCACACAUUUACUGUACUGUAUGUUUUAUAUGCAUUGUAUAUAUUUUAAGUAUGGUAGAAACUAAUUCAAUGGAUUAAGAAAAUGCAUAAUACACAGUUUUAAGUCCAUUUUUUGAGUUACCGGUUUUAAUUAGAAGCAGGUGAUAAUUGGAAAGAGGCAACAUAACUUCAUUUUUAGUAUUUCAUAAUGAUUUGGAAUGCAUGAGAAAGUUGACUUUUAUACACAAGUAUAUUGCACAACGCAGCAGAACCGAUGUUGGAAUAGCGGCAAGUGUACUUAUAAACAACAUUUAAAAAAAUUUAAUAAUAAUAAUUUGGAGUGCAUGAGAAAGCGGAAAGGAAAACAUGAAAGUAGUAAACAGCUUAUAAUGUCAGUUUGGAAUGUUUUGUUUUGAAUCAAGGGACAGCAAUGUGUGAUGCUGCGUUUUCAUUAUUUACUGAAGUUUUUUGCUUGUUCUAGUCGGCGGUUUCAUGCACCAAUGUAAUAUUUUUCAAAUAAAAAGAUUUUAUCGUCGAUAAACGACAAUAAACGAGAUUUUAACGUUACUAGGAAAUGCACUGUAUA
Messenger RNA from Doryrhamphus excisus (bluestripe pipefish), 2629 nucleotides. It is a transcript of the gene hck, whose product is annotated as HCK proto-oncogene, Src family tyrosine kinase. The record is from RefSeq and is a predicted model, not a curated record. Gene Ontology annotation, molecular function: ATP binding; protein tyrosine kinase activity; protein binding. NCBI's taxonomy places the organism in Eukaryota, Metazoa, Chordata, Actinopteri, Syngnathiformes, Syngnathidae. Gene Ontology annotation, biological process: protein phosphorylation.